ACGUAGAGUUUGGUCCGAAGUAGUCAUUUCUUUAUCAUUUACACCAAAAUAUUCCUAAUGGGAGUUUCUUCAGAAUACAUUUUAAGAUGUUCUUUCAGUGUGUUUUGAUGCUCAUCUUCGUAAUAUCUGACGAUACCCUGGGGUUUAAGGUCCGAGGUCCCUCUGGUCCUCUGUUUGUUCCUCUGAGAGGUUCAGCCACUUUACUUUGUUAUGUUGAGAUGCCUUUAGAGAAAGUGAAAGUUGUGUGGAGCAGAACAGACUCAGAGACACUGGUUCAUCUGUAUCAAGAUGGUGAGAGUCGACCAGAGGAACAGCACAAAGAUUAUCAUCAUAGAGCUCAUUUCUUUACUGAUCAGAUUCAGCAUGGAAACUUCUCCCUCCGUCUGGACAAUCUGACAGCUGAAGACAAAGGUGUUUACAGAUGUAAAGUUUACAGUCAGCAGCUCGCUGACAAAACUUUAGUUGAAAUAAAAGAUGUUGAGCGUUUGCUAGUAUCAGGAUCAGAUCGGUCUGUAUCUUCAUAUGAUGGUGAGGACGUCACUCUGAACUGCUCUGUAGACUCUCACAUUAAACCUGAACACAUUGAGGUUUCAUGGAUAAGAACCGAUGGAGAUAUUCUGGUUCUGCUCUUCCAAAACAAUGAGACUUUACCAGAUUCAUCAGAUGAACAAUACAGAGACAGAGUUGAGUUCUUCACUGCUGAAAUCCCCAAAGGAAACUUCUCUCUCAGACUGAAGAGUGUCAGAACUGAGGAUAAAGGAGUUUACAUGUGUCAAGUGUUUGCUGGAGGACUUUCAGCCAAUGCAUCUGUAGAACUGGAGCAACUGGGUUUCUCUUGGCUACACAUAACUGUGUUGAUUCUCUGUAUUGUUGCGCCUGGAUCUGCGCAUCCCUCCUGGCUCGUUUAUUCCAGAGCAGGAAAUCAAGACAGAAGGCUGAGUCUUCAAGAUUGUCUUUUCCUUUGCCCGGCUAUAACUAUGCUGUUGGCUUCAAUCAUAUGGUUUGUUAUUGAAGGUUUUCUGUAUGAGACCGUCUCUUGCUGUAUGCUCUAUGUUCUGGGGCCUCUGAGGUUGUUUUGGGUGAAACCAUUAACCACAGGUUUGCCAGAUAAAAUCUUGAAGUAUAUCAUGAUUUCACAUGCCGAUCAUGCAGCAUUAAUGGCAGUGAUGUAUUCAGUACUUUUAGCUGAACAUUUUCCAAACAUCAGCACAGUCUUCAUCACAUCCAGCUUUGGUUUGCUUGUCCUGAUGUGUCUCCUCUUCAUUACACAGUUAGGUAAAGAGAAGGUGCUGUCAUGUUCUGGAGAGUCGAGCAGAAGGAUGUUCAGUAAAGUUCAACACUUUGUGGCUACUUGUGGCUUUUCAGGGCUGCCUUCAUUACAGCUCGCCCUCCUGCUCUACACUCAUUCUGCCUCCGGUGCAGUCUUCAUCAUUACGGCUCUUCCAACGCUUCAUUGGUUGCUUCAUCUCAUUUGUAUUGAACAUAGUGCAGUUAAACACUGUCUACAUUGUCUGUAUAUAUUAAUAUGGCUGAUGAUGAUUGUGAUGACUGCAGUAAUGGGGUAUUUUUACAUUAUGCUCUUGAGAAAUGAAAAAGCUGAUGCAGGACCGGUCUGUGUGGCAGGAUUUGUUCAAGCCUUGUGGGUGCUUGCAUUUUCCAAUGUUCCAGUCUAUUAUGAAAAGCUUCGCAUGAGGAAAAUAUUGUUCCUGUAUGGAUCAGCUGGUCUUGUUUUAGUGAACUCGGCUGCACUGAUGACAGAACUGAUAAUGAAAGCAGUUCAUGGUGUGCGUCUGCUGGGAGAUUUGAGAAUCGUUGUCCUUCUAUCUGAGUGGCUCUUUACUGUAACACUGCUGGUUUUAUCCGUUGUUGCAUCAUGGAAAGCUGCCGGAACUGAGUCUCAGAAGGCUUCUCAGGUGUCGACAGAUAAUGGGACUCCUGAUACAAAUCAUACAAGUAUAGAUAUGACCCAGAAGAUUGGAGAAUCCCAUGAAAUGGAAACUCUGAGAAACGUAGCUGGGAACAAUGAGGAGCAUCAAGAAGAAGAGAUCAACUUACAGUAAAGUGAACUGUACCGUUUAAAAGAUCUGACUGAACUUUUCUCGUUGGGCAGAGAUGGUAUGAAUCAUUUCUGAUGGCCAUUUCUUUGUCUGCGUUAUUAUUAGGAGCAGAGACUGUUGCACAUUAUCACGGUUAGAGCUGGAUGUAUUUUAAUAUCUGUGAUGUUGUGCCAUUGAUAUUGUGGUAUGUUGUUUAUGGUUGUCAAACUAUGCUGAUUUCCAUUUUGAAGUUAAUCAUGUACUUGAAGUGAUCAAAAAAUACUCAAAUUUUUAUAUUUAUAUGCAUUUAAAUAAUUUCCAUGUAAUAUGUAAAAUAUUUAAUUUAAUGUAAUCUUUGUCUUUGUUUAUAGCUGACUUUUCUUCCAAAGUUCUUGAAGCACAUUAUUUUUUACUGUAGUACCAAAACGGGUAUUGAGAAAUAUAAAUAUUCACUGUAACUGUAAGGUCAGGUGUAUGUUCCUGGCUAGAAUAAGCUCCAAAGUGGAUCCAGAGUUGAAUGUAUAAUAUUAAUGUGGUCUUCUCUUGUUUCUCUUUCACUGAUAUUUUUCUAUGAAACAUGUUCUAAUCUGAGUUUUCAUUCUCUGUGAGAAGUUUAUUGAUGCACAUUGACUUCUGAGAUGGUGUUACUGUAUACAUGACAAGAUUAAUGAUUUUCUGCCUCAUUCUUCUGAUAAAUUUGUGUGAGAUAUGAUCUUUAAUGUAGACCUUUUUCCAACUGUAGCAGGAUAUUGCUAUUUAUAUA
Molecule: messenger RNA, 2799 nt
Organism: Carassius carassius (crucian carp)
Lineage: Eukaryota; Metazoa; Chordata; Actinopteri; Cypriniformes; Cyprinidae
Exons: 16
Coding region: 87-2060 (657 amino acids)
Biological process (GO): cellular response to lipopolysaccharide; immune response; cell surface receptor signaling pathway
Cellular component (GO): external side of plasma membrane
Source: RefSeq, a predicted model, not a curated record